AUGGAAGGGCCAACCGUCGCAGCCGUCGUGAAUGGUGACCACUAUCACUUCGCUGGUCGAGAACCACUUACGCCCCCUAAUUCUCAGAAUACCCCGUCACCGGUUCCUUCCCCUACGAUUCGAAAGAAUGUUCGAGAUGGAAUCCCGCCGAGACAGAACAACAGUUCCUCCGAGUCCGGUAACACACCACUUCGACAAGACGAGGGUCUAAGCAGCGGUCUUGAAACACAAAAUGGAGUUGAGGACACCACCACUGGGCUUGUCGACGUGGACUAUGUUCAUGUGGUGGGAGGUACAACAUCUACAAACACGUUGCUGAACGGCGUAUCAGAAGACCCAGCUUGUUCCCUCCCUCCAGCUGUGGAGUUGGGUCAAUUGGCUCUGGAGCAUAUCGCAGAACAUCCAAAUGGAUUGGGAGUCGAACAAAAUGGAGGAAUCGUGUACAAGUCAUCGCCAGAUAAAUCUCACAGCCCGACGACUGCCGUGGACUCUCUUCCUGUCCGUCUUGAUGAUUCACAACCACCGCCACCGGUCUCCAACGAUGAGCUAAGCCCUCACACCGCCCUACCCGUCGCCGACCAACUCCCUGAGUCCCCCAAUGAAGAUGUCUUGAUUUCUACUCCAAAGGCAGAACCAAGCACGCUGAGGCAAUCUGACACUGCGGGGACAAGACGAAGUCGUAACCUCACAAUCGAGACCAGUAACCAACUGUUGCAAUCUACAGGCAGUCCUUCACCCAGACCCUACCCCCCACAAAGAGCCCUAUCCACUCCCGGCUCCAUCAAGAGCCCUCUGUCUCCUCAGAGGCACGAUAGAAUCGGCCCACGACCAACUCUGAAGAUACCUGAGACAGGCGUAAAGGUUGAUGGAACUGGAGGAAGAAGACAUUCGUCUUCAGGCAGACCUCUCCCGUCCCCUAUGCCGGCGUCAAUUCCGUUGCCGCCCUUGUCAAUCCCGACUUAUCUCCAACUUGAACUGUCCUCACAACGACCCUCCCAACUGUACAUCCACCGGUCCGCUAACAGCGACUUUCCAUAUGAGUCUUCGCGGGUCAAGAUCGAGAGACUGACGAACUUCUUGCUGCUGCCCAUGUACCUCGAGAGUGUCCUUUGGUUCGGGACUCUUGCAUGUCUCGAUUCAUGGCUUUAUACUUUCACGAUUCUACCGCUCAGACUCCUCAAAUCGUUUUACAUUCUGGCCAAAUCGUGGUGCAUUAACCUCAUGAGUGAAGUGCAUUUUGUCUUCAAUUUUGUGUACAACGGAACUGGACGAAUGUGGAAAAGACGCAGGAGCAGUCUCGUAUCCGCUCCUACGCGGAAACCCUCGGCUUCUGACGUCGGCGAAGGCAAACCUGCCCAGCCUGUUGCAGCACAAAAUCGCAGGCAGGUGAAACAGCAUCAGAGAACAAAGUCGGUGCCGUCGGCGUUGCUUCCCGAUGAUAAAGCGGACAUGCUCAAAGGGCUCCUGAUCAUUUGCACAUGUAUCAUCCUUCUUAGGCUUGAUGCUAGCCGGAUGUACCAUUGGAUUCGCGGUCAAGCCGCCAUCAAGCUAUAUGUCAUUUACAAUCUUCUGGAGGUCUGUGACAGGCUCUUCUCCGCAAUAGGACAGGACGUCCUCGAAUGCCUAUUUUCCAAGGAAGCGCUCGAACGCAAGCCAGAUGGCCACAGCAAGAUUCUACGGCCGUUCUGGUUGUUCGUCCUGGCACUCAUCUAUACCGUCAUCCAUUCUACGGCCCUGUUCUACCAAGUCAUCACGCUCAACGUGGCUGUCAACUCAUAUUCGAACGCCCUCAUCACACUGCUGUUGUCAAACCAGUUUGUGGAGAUCAAAUCCACCGUCUUCAAAAAGUUUGAGAAGGAGAACCUUUUUCAGUUGACUUGUGCCGACGUGGUCGAACGCUUCCAACUUUGGCACAUGCUGGUCAUUAUUGCAUCCCGCAACAUCGUGGAAACCGGAGGAUUAAGUGCAGGAUUAAGCGUUUUUACCAGAGCAUCGACUGCAACAGCGGCGUCUCCAUUGACUACGAAUAGCAGCAUUCUAUUUACCAGCGCUCUUCCUCCGAGAUCGGUGAGCUCGAUCCUUCCGAAAUCAUUUACUCUGUUACCGGCAGCGGUCAACACGAUAACAUCGUACGCGCCAGCUGUCAGUCAGGUGCUCGGCCCGUUUCUGGCAGUGCUCGGUUCUGAAAUGUUGGUCGAUUGGCUCAAACACGCCUACAUCAACAAGUUUAACAACACCCGUCCUGCAAUAUACGACCGAUUUCUGGACGUUUUGGCAAAGGACUAUUACACAAACGCUUUCGGCGACCAAAACCUCACCAAGCGGUUGGGUUUGCCGGUCAUCCCGUUGAGCUGCCUCUUGAUCCGAGCCACCGUUCAAACAUAUCAGAUGUUCAUGGCAGCCUGGGUCCCGUCAAGUUCGCCGAGUUCAUCGACCAGCCUGGCCAGCAUCCACGAGCAUUACUCUGCGGCCCGCUCAAACAUGCCGAUGACCACCAGCACGGCGAUCUCCAAAACGGUCGACGACAUCAUCCGAGCCAUUCCUGCGGCCAUCACCAGCUCCAGCGUCGUGACCCACAUGACGACCAUCCUUCUAUUCCUUCUGUUCUUCUUAAUCCUGCUGGCGUGCAAGCUCGUGUUGGGGAUGCUUCUCCUCGCCUUUGCGAGAUCCCGCUACCGGUCGAUGAAGCUGCGCGAGAGAAACCCCAUUUACCACGUUGACGGCGGUCGGCGCGUCGGAGGCUGGGGUGUCGUCGAGGUCGACGACGACAAACGCCGGUGGAUCUACGAGGACGACCCCGCCGGCCUUAAAGCCCUGCGCGAGAGGGAGGAAAGGGACAAGAAGAACAAGGAAAAGGGCACCGGGGUCGAGAGUUUUGACAAAGUCAGACGAUACGAGAUGGUGGCCAAGAGGAUAUGGUAG
Fonsecaea erecta is the source of this 2922-nucleotide messenger RNA. RefSeq lists its product as hypothetical. Gene Ontology annotation, cellular component: endoplasmic reticulum membrane. Gene Ontology annotation, biological process: maintenance of protein localization in endoplasmic reticulum. The transcript has a single exon. NCBI's taxonomy places the organism in Eukaryota, Fungi, Ascomycota, Eurotiomycetes, Chaetothyriales, Herpotrichiellaceae. Bases 1 to 2922 code for a protein of 973 amino acids. The record is from RefSeq and is a predicted model, not a curated record.